AUGAUUUCACAGUCACCUACACAUCCACCUUCCGGACCAUAUCCUUCACCAUCUGGGCCAUCUCCUUCACAUGUACAGUCACCUAGGCUGUAUCAGUUUUUCCCUUCACCAUUUGCUUUGCCAUCUCCUACACAACCUACUCAUCCACUUAUUCCUACACAUCCUUCACCAUUUGUUGUGCCAUCUCCUAUUCCAUCGUUUGUUCCACCAUCUACUUCACCAUUUCCCGGGCCAUAUCCUGGGCUAUCUCCUCGGCCAUCUCCCGAGGUAGCUGCUUCACAGCCUACUCAGCUAUGUACUCCAUUUUCCGACUCUCAUUCUCCUCAGCAGAAGGAUGAGGUUCCAUCGUUUGUUCCACCAUCUACUUCACCAUUUCCUGGGCCAUAUCCUGGGCUAUCUCCUCGGCCAUCUCCCGAGGUAACUGCUUCACAGCCUACUCAGUUAUGUACUCCAUUACUCUCAUUCUCCUCAGCGGAAGAGAAAUAUGGUCAUCUGCCACUACCUGUUCCUGUCCCUACAUAUGACAUCGACACUACAGCUACUGCUUUGGGUACUUAG
Messenger RNA from Beta vulgaris subsp. vulgaris (sugar beet), 558 nucleotides. Its product is annotated as extensin-like. NCBI's taxonomy places the organism in Eukaryota, Viridiplantae, Streptophyta, Magnoliopsida, Caryophyllales, Amaranthaceae. The transcript is spliced from 3 exons. The coding region runs from base 1 to 558 and encodes 185 amino acids. The record is from RefSeq and is a predicted model, not a curated record.